UAAAAUUUAAUCAUAUCAUCGAGUAAUUUAUCAAUUUAUUGCUUGUACUAUAUUAAAAACAAUAAAUUUUAUUCAUUUAAUUUUUUUCCACCUUGGCGAUAAAUCGGUUUUGAAUGAUGUCUUUAUCAGUUCUGUUAAUACUAAUAACCGUUACCGCUGUCACCAACGGAGAUCAUCCAAUAUGGUUAUCUGAUAUAGAAGAAGAAAAUGUCUUUUCCGCUAAAUCGUCCUCAAGAAAUUUAGAAACAGUAUAUAGACUACCAGUAAAUGUGAUACCACUAGACUACGACGUGUACAUUGAUUUAUAUUUUGCUGAGAGAUCGGACAGGCCUUUUAGCUACGAUGGUCGAGAAACGAUUAUUAUACAAGCUGUUGAAGCAAACGUAACUAGCAUAACAUUACAUUCUAAUGUUGACGAGAUAAGUGAAUGUAGAUUAACAAAUAAUGGUGUUGCGGUAGCGGUAAAUGAAAUAAUUUACAAGCCACUGUAUCAUUUCAUGAUAUUAAAUUUGGAAGAACCCUUGAAUGUCGGACAAAAUUACACACUUUUUAUAAGUUAUAUGAGUACUAUGAAUGAAGGUCCUAUGAAAAGAGGAAUCUGGCGAGGUUGGUAUACUGAUAAUAAUGGAAAUGAAAGAGUAUACGCCACGACCCAUUUUCAACCGUAUAAUGCUAGACAGGCAUUUCCAUGUUUUGAUGAGCCUCUUUUUAAAGCUGUUUUCAAAAUUCACUUGUCCAUGCCUAAUAGCUAUACGGGCACGUUUUCUAACACCGGCAUUGAAACCAAAGAAACGUUAAAUAAUACUCGUAUUCGUUACAACUUCUUUGCAACACCUAAGAUGUCCAGUUAUUUGGUAACAUUUUUAGUUAGUGAAACAUUUACGGUUAUAGCUAGUGAUGAAUCUUAUGAACCAGCUAUAAGGAUCAUAGGUAGAUCAAACACUGUUGGUCUCGGUGAUCACGCUUUGGAACUUACAGUGAAAAUGACUGAAUAUUUUAAUGACUAUUUUAAAAUACCGUAUUCGAGUCUUCACCCACAUUUAAUGAAUGAUCAUAUAUCUUCUCCCGAUUGGGCAAGUGCAGGAACUGAAAAUUGGGGGAUGGUUAGCUACAGAGAGUUGUAUUUAAUUAUUGACCCCCGGGAAACCAUUAUGUCCGUUGAACAUUACGCUACAACUCUCGUGUCUCAUGAGCUUGCUCAUAAGUGGUUCGGGAAUUUGAUCACCUGCUUUUGGUGGAGUAACACUUGGAUCAAUGAAGGUUUUGCAAGUUAUUUUGGAUACAUGGCAGCCCAUCAAAUGUUUCCUCAAUAUGAAUUGGACAAACACUUCAAUUCUCGUUAUCUCCAGACAAGCCUCUCAUUUGACUCAGGCGCUUCUACAGUUCCUCUCAAUUACGAAGUAAAUACGCCAGCUCAAGUCACUGGUCACUUUGGUACGAUCAGUUAUUCAAAAGGUGCGGCAGUGUUGAGAAUGCUGAGUAAUAUGAUCAGUCUCAAGACUUUUCAAAAAGCAUGUCGUUACUUUUUAUUGGACAACCAGUAUGAACCAACCGAUCAAUAUCAUUUAUACAAUGCUUUUAAAAAAGCAAUAAAUGAAGACAGGUCUCUAAGUGAAUUCCCUAACUUCAACUUUACCGAUUUUUAUAGAAUUUGGGUUAAUGAACCUGGUUACCCUAUUUUGCUUGUAAAUAUUGAUCGUAGAAAUAGCGAAAUUAGUUUAAGACAAGAGAGAUUUUAUAUUAGUCCAUCAGUUGCUCCAAGUACGUUAAUUUAUCCUAUACCCAUUAAUUACGCCACUAAAUCGACAUCAAACUUCACAAAUUUGAAACCUACGUAUAUGAUGACGUCUAGUCAUGCUGUUUUGAGUGAAGAUGUUGGUGAAGAGUGGGUUAUAUUCAACAUUCAGCAACAUGGACAUUACAGGGUACAUUACGAUGAGAAAACUUGGAAUUUAAUAUCAGAGGCAUUGUUGGCUGACCCUGAUUCAAUUCAUUACCUCAAUAGAGCUCAGGUGGUUGACGAUGUCUUUGCUUUAAUGAGGUCUGAAAGGAUGACAUACAGUUUUGGUUUUAAAAUUUUAAGAUUUUUACGGCACGAAGAAAAUUAUCAUGUUUGGACGGUGGCCAUUAGUGGAUAUACUUGGCUUAGAAACAGAAUGAGAGAGGUUCCGGAGAGUCAAAAAAUUUUUGAUUCACACAUCCUUAGUUACAUGGAUCAUGUUAUUAGUAAAAUUGGUUACGAACCUUCUUCUGACGAAACCACUACAGUCACUUUGUUAAGACAAGAAGCUUUACACUUUGCUUGUAAUAUUGGCUUAGAACAAUGCGUUCAAGACUCCCGUGCUAAAUUCUUAGCUAUGAGAAAUUCAAAUGCUUGGAUUGAUCCAAGAAUUCGACGUCACGUUUAUAUAACGGGUAUUAGAGAAGGAGGACAGGCAGACUUUGAUUUUCUCUUAAACAGAUUCCGAACAUCGAAUUUUGCUAAUGAUCAAUUGGAAAUGCUCAGAGGCUUGGCUGCUACUAAAGAUCAAAAACUUUUAUUUAGAUAUCUCGAAUUGACCUUAAAAAAAGAAGUUCGCGCUCAUGAUAAAGUGAAUUCAUUUAAUUAUGCGCUUCUUGGCAAUAAGGAAAAUGGUGCAGUAGUUUUAGAAUUUGUGAAAAGCAAUAUUGAGGCUGUUAGAAAAGCUUAUGUUGAGGAUUCUCCUGCCACGCCUGUACAUACAGCUCUCGUCAAUCUUGCUGCUUAUCUUGAUGAAUCAGGUUUAACUGACUAUGAGAACUGGCUUCAAAGGGAUCAAUAUAAUUCAAGUCAAUUUAGCCGAGCUAUGGCUGCUAUAAGAUCAGCUCGUAGCAAUAUUGCUUGGGGGAAAACAAACGCUGAAAAGAUUCUUGAUGCUGCUAGAGACGGAGCGUCUGCAAUAAUUGUAUCCACAUUUUUAAUCGCGGCAAUGUUGCUAUUGAGUGUGAAUUUGUUAAAUUGUGCUGCAUUACUUUUGGACACCUGGAAGAUUGUACACUUAUCUUCUAAUAAUUUUUCAGGAAUGGCUUUGUUGUAUAAGCUGGUUUUAUUACCAGCGAUGAUUUCUUUAGUGAAAUCUGAUUUUCCUUUAGAUUUCGAUGAACCGAUCUAUUUUAGUAAUACCGACGAAGAAAUAUAUCGUUUACCUGAAGAUUUGGAUCCCGUUAACAUAUUUUUGGAAAUAACACCUUAUUUUGAAGAUCCAUCGGCAAGCAAGGCGUUUACUUUUGAGGGAUUUGUUUUCUUAACAGUCAAAGCCGUCAGAGACAACAUUUCCACUUUAACUCUGCAUGAAAAUGUAAGAGAUAUUCUAUCAGUAAACAUUACCGACGAGUCUGGUAUAACUCUAGCUAGUUCUUUUAAAAGGAUUCGUGAACAGCAAUUUUUAGAAAUUAGUCUCUUAAAUGGAACAGUGUUGCAAAAAAAUCAAACUUGUAAGAUUGGUAUUUCGUAUAUUGGAAAUAUUAAUGAGACUCCACUUUCUCGUGGAAUGUUUAGAGGAAGUUAUAGAGAUAAUCAGGGGAGGAGACGCUGGUACGCAGGAACCCACUUGCAGCCGACAAAUUCCCGCCAAUUAUUUCCGUGUUUUGAUGAACCAGGGUUUAAAUCAACCUUUGACAUAAUUGUUAAUCGACCAAUUAAUUUUACUGAAACCUUUUCUAAUAUGAGAAUAAAAAGUCAAUCUCGUGUCGGAGAUCGUCAGCAAGAAAUUUUUCAUACGACUCCUAGAAUGUCGGCGUAUUUAGUGUCUAUUCAUAUAAGUGAGGAGUUUGAAGUAAUUGCUGAUAAUAAUAACUAUAAUGCAUCAUACCGCAUUAUUGCUAGACCCAAUGCGAGGGGUCAAGGUAAAUACGCUUUAGAAGUUGGUCCACCCCUAACAAAAUGGUUGGACGAUUAUUUCAAUAUAUCAUAUUAUACAAUGGCAAAUGAUAUAAAAAAUGACCAGAUCGCCUCGCCAGAUUGGGCGUCCGGUGCUACUGAAAAUUGGGGAUUAGUUUCGUAUAGGGAAAUGCGUCUUCUUCAUGAAGAAGGGGAGACAAAUGCUGUCGACAAAAUGACCAUUGGAACUAUAACAGCCCACGAGUUGGCACAUAAAUGGUUUGGUAAUCUUAUUACCUGUAGAUGGUGGGACAAUGUGUGGAUAAAUGAAGGAUUUGCUAGUUAUUUUGAAAAUUUUGCAAUGGAUGGUGUUGAUCCAAGCUUAGAAUUAGCAGAAAAAUUUAUCACAGGAACAGUACAAAGUGCUCUGUCCAGCGAUUCUUCAGCUUCAACCAGGGCGUUGAGACACACUGUAAAUACCCCAGCUCAAGUUACUGGUCACUUUAGUGGUAUAAGUUAUACAAAAGGAGCUGCUUUUCUAUUGAUGCUUAAACAUUUAUUAGGAGAGCCUACUUUUAAAAAAGCACUUAACUAUUUCCUCAUUGAAAGAUCAUAUGAACAAGCACUGCCUUCUGAUCUUUAUAGUGCUUUCCAUAGAGCAGUUAAUGAAGAUGGAAUCAUAGAAAAUUUAAAUAUUACAGCCUUUAUGAACUACUGGGUAGAAGAAAGAGGAUAUCCAAUUCUUGACGUCAAUAUUAAUAUGGAUAAUGGAAUCAUGAUAUUGAAGCAGGAGCGUUUCUUCAUAAGUUCAUCAUCAACACCAACCGAUCAAGUUUGGCCCCUCCCUAUAACUUUUACAACGUCCCGUAAUUCAAAUUUUGACAAUUUAUCUCCAAAAACUGUUAUGCUCAACAAAACAAUCCAGCUCCGUAAGGAUCCGGGAGAGGAAUGGGUUAUAUUUAACUUACAACAAAAAGAUUUUUAUCGUGUCAACUACGAUACUCAUACAUGGGAACUCAUUGCUGCUGCUUUGAAAAAUAAUCGUAAUAGUAUCCACCGAUUAAAUAGAGCUCAGAUUGUCGAUGACGUAUUUGCUUUAAUGAGAUCUGAAAGAUUACCUUUUGACCUUGGCUUUAGGAUUCUUGACUUCCUUAAGGAAGAAACAGAUUAUUAUCCAUGGACACCAGCAAUUACCGGCUUUACCUGGCUUAGAAAUCGUCUUUUACAUCUACCAGAAAAAUUAAAAGAAUUCGAUGAAAUUCUUUCUAGUUUCCUCGAUACAAUCGUUUCUGAUCUGGGGUAUGAUGUUCAUUACGACGAGUCGAUAACAAAAACCUUAAACAGAUUUUACAUUUUGAAUUUUGCCUGUAACAUCGGUCACGUGGGCUGCAUCAAUAAUGCAUUGGCAAAAUUCAAUUCCUUGAGAAGCAGUGGCGUACCUGUCAAUCCGAAUCUUAGAAGGCAUGUCUUUUGCCAAGGUGUAUUACAUGGAGGAUACGAUGAUUGGAAGUUCUUACAGCAAAGGUGGUUUGAUUCCAACAACCAAGCUGAUCAAUUUGCAAUGUUAAGAUCACUUGGAUGUACAAGAAAUAACGAAGCUGUAAAAGAAUACCUUGAAAUGAUCUUGAGCGAUGACUUGAGAGCUCAAGAUAGCAGCAAUGCUUUUACAUUUUUGUUCAUGGGUAACAGAGAAAAUACUAGAUACACCUUAGACUUCAUGAAAGAAAGAUGGGAAGAAGUAAGAAAAAAGGUUGUUCUGCAGACAUGGUUUGGAACAGUCCUGAGUAAUCUAGCUGCUUAUUCAAAUGAAGAGGUUCUUGAAGACAUGGAGCAGUGGUUAACCACUAACCAAGCCAUAAUUCCAAGCGCCCAAACUGGUUUGUCUGCUAUUAAUAGUGCUAGAGCUAACAUGAAAUGGGGAACUGAGAAAGCUGAUGAUAUUGUUAGAGGAGCGCGUGGUUCAUCUGCUAUUGUGCUGCCAGCAACCAUGUUACUGUUAAUGUCAGCAUUGAUAAUCUUAUUAUUGUGA
Danaus plexippus (monarch butterfly) is the source of this 5867-nucleotide messenger RNA. RefSeq lists its product as uncharacterized. Lineage: Eukaryota; Metazoa; Arthropoda; Insecta; Lepidoptera; Nymphalidae. The record is from RefSeq and is a predicted model, not a curated record. Bases 114 to 5867 code for a protein of 1917 amino acids. Gene Ontology annotation, cellular component: cytoplasm. The transcript is spliced from 31 exons. Gene Ontology annotation, biological process: proteolysis; peptide catabolic process. Gene Ontology annotation, molecular function: peptide binding; zinc ion binding; metalloaminopeptidase activity.